Molecule: messenger RNA, 933 nt
Organism: Fimicolochytrium jonesii
Lineage: Eukaryota; Fungi; Chytridiomycota; Chytridiomycetes; Spizellomycetales; Powellomycetaceae
Exons: 4
Coding region: 1-933 (310 amino acids)
Source: RefSeq, a predicted model, not a curated record
AUGUUUGUCACCACCCGGACGGACGCGCUGAAGAUUGUUGAGAGCGCUCGCGAGCUCUUGGUUGAAGAACCCUGCCAAAUGUCCAAGGCCGCAUCUGGGCCGGGUGACGAGUAUGAGCGCUUAAGAACAGUGCAUCUGCGCGCCGAAGAAGCAGGCCGCAAGGUGGCCAGCGAGACGACCAGAUACGUCCUCAAGUUGGACCAGAAGGACCUCCACCAAUUGCAGGAAGCCAGCGGGCCGCGAUUUGCCGACAACUUGGAGUCCGCAAACCAUCCAGCUGGCCUGCGAGUGCCUUCGCCCGAUACACCCAGCUGGGUACGCUUUUCACCGGAAGCUGAAGGCAGCCUGCCGAGGCCGGAAAAGGCCGCGCUGAGUGCCGAAGUGGAAGGCGCAGCUAUAGAAGACCCGGAUCUGGCAGAUGGAGCUUGUGCACCAGUUGGCCCCGAACACACAUCGGUUUGGACAAGCAAAGCGGAUGAGGUGUGGAAGAAAGCAGCCAAAUCGGCGAACCGGCUGCUGUGGAAAAAAAUUAUUGAUCUUGACGAUGAACAAGACUGCGCUGCACUUGGCGACCUUGUGGAAAAUGCCCGCAUGGCACAUGCGUCGGCGUUGAAGCCAUAUCUAGGGGAAUCGUGGCAUCAGCCUUCUGCCGCAGCUGCAGCCUGCAUGCAGCGCACUGUUCAGCUGGAUGUUUCCGACUUGGUCAGGAUUGCCGACCGGGUUCUCGACAGUGGCCGGCCGGCCAUGCUAGCACUACUCAAUGCAAUGACCAGCAGUGUCCGGCGAUUGAACUCCCUCACAGCCUGCUGUCGGAACCACACGCUUAAGAAUCUUAUCGUUACCAUACAGUUAGCCCUAGUGAAUAGGUUGGAUGAGCUCAAACGCUCACCGACGAUCGGAGCCGAAGACGAUAUGCACUCGCGGGAGGUAUAA